Miniopterus natalensis is the source of this 2149-nucleotide messenger RNA. It is a transcript of the gene CD180, whose product is annotated as CD180 molecule. The record is from RefSeq and is a predicted model, not a curated record. Gene Ontology annotation, cellular component: plasma membrane; lipopolysaccharide receptor complex. Gene Ontology annotation, biological process: toll-like receptor 4 signaling pathway; defense response to Gram-negative bacterium; inflammatory response. NCBI's taxonomy places the organism in Eukaryota, Metazoa, Chordata, Mammalia, Chiroptera, Miniopteridae. Gene Ontology annotation, molecular function: lipopolysaccharide binding; protein binding; lipopolysaccharide immune receptor activity.
AUGGCUCCCCCUGUCAGCUGCUUUCUGCUGGCACUGCUGCUUUCUGCCAGCUGUAAAGUCGUCACCUCCUUGGAUCCGAUGUGCAUCGAGAAAGAAGCCAACAAGACAUAUAACUGUGAAAACUUAAGUCUCAGAGAAAUUCCUGACACUCUACCAAACACAACAGAAUUUUUGGAGUUCGGUUUUAAUUUCUUGCCUACAAUCCAAAAUACGACUUUCAGCAGACUCAUAGAUCUUGUCUUUUUGGAUUUAACCAGGUGCCAGAUUAACUGGAUACAUGAAGACACUUUCCAAAGCCAUCACCAACUGAACACAAUUGUGUUGACUGGAAAUCCCCUGAUAUUCAUGGCAGAAACAUCACUCAAUGGGCCCAGGGCACUGAAGCACCUUUUCUUAAUCCAAACUGGAAUAUCCAAUCUCGAGUUUAUCCCAGUGCACAAUCUGGAAAACUUGGAAAGUCUGUAUCUUGGAAGCAACCAUAUUUCCUCCAUGAAGCUCCCGGGAAACUUCCCCACACAGAAUCUGAAGGUUUUGGAUUUUCAGAAUAAUGCUCUACACUACCUCUCUCGCCAAGACAUGGACGCUCUGGCGGUCACCAACCUGAGCCUUAACUUUGAUGGCAAUGACAUUAAAGGCAUUGAUCCUGGGGCUUUCCAUUCAAAAGUCUUCCAAAGUUUGAGAUUUGGAGGGACUCUUGACUUGUCUGUCAUAUUAAAAGGUCUACAGAACUCUACCACUCAGUCUCUCUGGCUGGGGACAUACGAGGAUGCUGAUAGCCAAGACCUCACCCCAGCCAUGCUUGAGGGACUUUGUGACACGUCUGUGGAGAGCCUCAACCUGCAGAUGCACCAUUUCUCUGACCUGUCAUCCACCACAUUCCAGUGCUUCACGCGCCUCCAGGAAUUGGAUCUGACGGCAACUCACUUGGAUGAGCUACCCUCUGGGAUUCAGGGUAUGAACUCUCUCACGAAAUUAGUUCUCAAUGUAAAUAAUUUUAAACAACUGUGUCAAAUCAAUGCUGCCAGUUUCCCAUCCCUUACAGACCUCUAUAUCAAAGGCAACCAGAAGGAACUUGACCUCGGGGCUGGGUGUUUGGAAAAACUAGAAAAUCUUCGGAGACUUGAUUUAAGCCACAAUGUUAUAAAGGUUCCUGACUGCUGCAACCUGCAGCUCAAAAACCUGCACCACUUGCAGUACCUAAACCUGAGCUACUCUGGGUCCAUUGGUCUCGAGAGUGAGGCGUUCCGAGAGUGUCCCGAGCUGGAAGUCCUGGAUUUGGCAUUUACCCACUUGACCAUCGGUGCUCUGCAAAGCACUUUCCAAAACCUCCCUCGUCUGCAGGCUCUGAAUCUCUCUCACUGCCUCCUUGAUGCCAGCAACCAGCACCUUCUAGAGGGCCUGGCGGACCUCCGGCACCUGAAUUUGCAGGGAAAUCGCUUUCAAGGUGGGAGCAUCUCGAAGACCAACCUAUUUCAGACUGUCGGCAGCUUGGAGGUUCUGACUGUUUCCUCCUGUGAGCUCCUCUCCAUAGACCGGGAAGCCUUCCACGGCCUUGGGAGGAUGACUCACCUAGACUUAAGCCACAACAACCUGACGGCAAACAGCCUCGACGCUCUCGGCCCCCUCAAGGGGGUCCACCUCGAUCUGGCCUCCAACAGCAUUCGCGUCAUCCCGCCCCGUCUCCUCCCCUUCUUGUCUCAGCAGAGCACCAUCAAUUUAAGUGACAAUCCUCUGGACUGCACCUGCUCAAAUGUCCAUUUCAUAACGUGGUUCAGAGAAAACCUGCAGAAACUCGAGGCCUCGGAGGAGACGGUGUGCGCAGACCCGCCGGCCGCAAGGGGGGUCAGGCUGGCUGAGGUCGAGCUGUCCUGCGGGAUCACGGCCGUGGGCAUUUUCUUUCUCGUGGUAUUUUUCAUCUUCUUCACUGUUCUCCUUGUUUUUUUAGUUAAAUUCCUUCUGAGGUGGAAAUACCAGCACAUUUAGUGCUGAAGGUUUCUAGAGAUGGCAAAUAAAUGUGUUUAGCACAACUGCCCUGGUAGCUAGUGAGCCAACUUUACAGAUUGGUUCCAGGCGCUGGGUACGGAUUUUUUGUGCUUUUCUGAGCCCCAAAACUAAUGAACCUCCCUGGAAAGUCAAGGAGAGGUAGAUG